Messenger RNA from Acanthamoeba castellanii str. Neff, 1095 nucleotides. RefSeq lists its product as uncharacterized. Lineage: Eukaryota; Discosea; Longamoebia; Acanthamoebidae. The coding region runs from base 1 to 1095 and encodes 364 amino acids. The record is from RefSeq and is a predicted model, not a curated record. The transcript is spliced from 5 exons.
AUGGCCACCAAGAUCACUCUUCUCUUCAUCGCCACCCUCGUCGCCGCAGUAGUCGCCCAGGACCCGACCUCCUACAUCACCGCCUACCCCGCCCGUUCCGUUGUAGGAUGCGGAGGCUCGCCGUUCAACCUGACCAUGCAGGCGUGGCAGGUCGAGCCCUGCACCUACGUCAUCAAGUACUCCAUCUACGGCCGCCCGGGGAUCUCCGACUUUGGCUUCAGGGGCAACACCUGUACGACGGACGGCCCCUACGGGGGCUGGACCGCCGACGGCUCGAUGGUCAAGAUCGACGAAACCAAGGGCUGCGAUCAGCGGGCCACCUUCUACGUCAAGGCCAACCUCACCACCCUCAUCACUACCGGCGGCGACCCGCUGCUGGACGUGCGAGAAGGCGCCCUACGGCUUCGGCCCUGCCAAGUCGUGCCCGUCGCCCUCGAGAUCGCCCUCGCAUUCGCCUUGCCGCCCGGCCAAGCCCUCCAGCUCUCCGUCGCACUCGCCGUGCCGCCCGGCCAAGCCCUCCAGCUCUCCGUCUCAUUCGCCGUGCCGCCCGACCAAGCCCUCCAGCUCUCCGUCGCACUCGCCCUCUCCGUCGCACUCGCCGUGCCGCCCGGCCAAGCCCUCCAGCUCUCCGUCGCACUCGCCGUGCCGCUCGGCUACGCCCUCCGUCUCCGCCGCUCCCUCCCGCUCGGCCACGCCGUCCAUCUCCGUGUCGCGCACGCCCAGCGCCUCGCCCAGCGCUUCAUCCGCCGCGUCGCCCUCCAGUUCGCCACGCCCUCCAUCUCCGCCUCGCCCUCGUCCGCCGUGUCGCCCUCCAUCUCCGUGUCGCGCACUCCGUCGCCCACCGUCUCGGCCACGCCCUCCACCUCGACCACUCCCACUGCCACGCAGUCGCCGACCUCGUCGCCCUCCAUCUCCGUGUCGCCGUCCAGCUCGGUCACGCCGUCCAUCUCCGUGUCGCGCACGCCGACGCCCACCGUCUCGCCGUCGCCCUCCACCUCGGCCACGCCCACCGCCUCGCCCUCGCCCACCGCCUCGCCCUCGGCCGUACCCCCGUCGCCCUCCGGCUCGCCGAUCCUGUCCCGGAGGGCCAAUUAG